AUGUCGACACUUUUCCAACACUCAAAUGAAACUCUUCUCUUGAUCAUUGCCGAUAUGUUGGGCAAAGAUGUCACAUUGACAUUGGUCGGAAAUGUCAAAUACUCGGGAAUUCUGUCGGCUUGUAGUCAGGAUUUGGCACUUGGCUUGAGAUAUGCUUAUAAGGUGACGGAGGCCAAUCGACACAAUUUGUUGCCGGUUAAAAGUCAAGUGCACGAUAAGAUGAUCUUUCCGUUUAAGGUAGGCAUAUUUUGGGUGCAGACUAAAUCGACAUUUUUAUGUUUUUUAAGCAAGUGAGUUGAAAUAUUGGGUUUUAAUUUUAUUCAUAAGAUAGAAUGGUCUAAGACGAACAGAAUCAUAUAAAUUUUGAUGAAUUUAUGUUAUACAUACGUGAUUUAGCGGCUUAUCGUCUAAACAUCGCUAAAUCACUUAUGGAUAACGUAAAUUCAUCAAAAUUUAUAUGAUUCUGUUUGUCUUAGACCAUUCUAUCAUAUGAAUAACAUUAGAACCCAAUAUUUCAACUCAUUUGCUUAAAAAACAUGGAAAUUUCAUUUAGUUUAUAGUCCAGAGCUCAAAAAUCGACGAAAGCGUGGUUUUUGAGAUUCCAGAGUUGGAAAAUCGAGGUUAGCCAUGAUUUUCGAGCUCUGGAACAUGAAAAUCUAGAUAAUUAUGGUUUUUCAAGUCAGCAUGGGGAUUUAGACGUUUUUGAGUUCUGAAACUUUCAAGAUCUGUAAUUUUCAGUGCUCCUAAUGCUAGAAAUAUUGAAUUUCCAGGUUUCUAUGCUGAAAAAUUGAGGCUUGAGCGAUUUUUCAACUCGAAAAAAUGCUGUAAAUCCGACAUUUUGAGCUCUCCAGAGCUGAAAAUGCGAUUUUCUCACGAUUUUUCAGUCUGGAACCUUGAAACAUGAAAAAUUUUUCGCUCAAAAACCUGCAGUUCACGGAAAUUUUGCAGGACAUUGUCGAUGUAACAACUUACAUAACCGAACCAAAAGUUGGUACAAAAGCAAUGAGUUUUGCAACGGAUCGAGAUUAUCACGGUGGUGUUCGAAAUGGUGCAAGUUCAGGAAGUAGUGCACCCAAAAAUCAUAAUGAUGAUCGAUUGGAAGAAUGGACGGGAGAGGAUGAUGAGGGACUUGGUUCGAUUGAUGAUCAUGAUAAUAUUGCUCAUGUUAGUUUGAGGAGAAUUUGGAUGAUUUUGAGCUAGAAUUCAUGAAAAUAGGCCUUUUUUCAUGAUUUUCAGCUUGUUUUCAAGCUAAAACAUGCCAUUUUCCAGGAUUUACCGGACCAACGAAAUCGUUGUGGACCAGGAUGGUCGGUUGAGGAAAUGUUUGCGGCAAAUAAGGAAAAGGUCGUUUCGACUUUUAAGGAUGAUUUGACACAGUACACAACGUAAGUUCCCUAUUUUUUGGCUGAAAAUUCACGAAAAAUGAUGAAAAUUGAAGUUUUUCAUCGAAAAGUUCAAGUUUCCAGUUGUUUCCUUCCAAAAAUUUAUGAAAAAUCAUAUUUUCUGACCAAAAACCAUAAUAUUUUUCAGCGUUGCUGUUGAAGGAACUGAAGAAGAUCGAGCACGUGCCGAUCGUUUGGCUCGUGAAAUUGAACAAAAUCAAUCGUCCAAAUUCUAUGCUCGUUUGGAAAAUGAUGAUAUUGAAAGAGAUUUGGAUAAAGAGACGGGAGAGGAUGAUUUUGAAACUGUUGGAAAUCGACGAAAAGGGUUGGUUUUUUGGGGAUUUUGAAGGGAAAUUUGAUGAAUUUGUGAUUUUUUAUUGAAAUUUAUCAAAAAACACCCGAAAAAUCAUCAGAAAUCCACGAUCUUUGGCCUGAAAUUUAUCAGAAUCCUCAUUUUCAGAUUCCAAAACAAAUCCAACAAUCAUCAACGUUCAAAUAACAAUUCCUCAAACUUGAACACAUCCACAAAUCGACGAGCUGAAGCAUUGAAAGGUGGAAAUAAUAGUGAUAAUCGAAGAAAUAGUGGAGGAGGAGCAAAUAACAAUCAACAACAGAGAUAUUCGGGAAAUAAUAAUUCCAGACGAAAUGAUGAAAGUUUUGGUGGGUUUUUGGUGGUUCGGGGGCGAAAAUGCGAGUUUUUAAGCCAAAAAUUGGAAAAUUCAUGGAAUUUUCAAUCAAAAUAUUGCUCAUAUUAAUUUUUACACAUACAAAUGAUGUAAUCCUGUUGUUUUCCCAUUUAAAAAAAUUUGAAAUAUUUCAAGUUAUUGCUCAUUUUAAACUUUAUCGCCAAAAAAAAAUGUUUUUUUUUUUGAAAUUACAAGUUUUGGCGACAAAAAAUCUACGAUCUUUUUUCGCGCCAAAACUGCAUUGCUCAUAUUAGCACCAUAAACGGCACACAAAACGUGCAUUUUCUAGUUUUUGUACUGUUUUCUCUCUGUUUCUCUGCGUCUCUUAUCUUUCUCUCACUCUUCAAAACUUUUCUGUGUUCAAAAAACGAUUUUUUUUGUUCUCGAAAAAAAGUUGUAUCUUUUUUUUUUGGACAAAAAUCGAUGGUUUUUCCGAGAAUUAUUGAUUUUUUUUUGAUUGACAGGAGAAUUGAUGAGUUUUUGGAGAUAAAAAUAAUAAAAAUACGGUUUUUUUCUGGUUUUUGGCCGGAAUUUAAAUUUUACUAUAAUUUGCGCGGGAAAAUUUCAAAUUCUCAGCCUAAAACUAGAAUUUUUGCAGCCGACAAAUCUUCCACUCAACAAAAAUCCCAAAAUUAUCCACAAAAACAAAUGUUGGACUCACGCCAAAAUCAAUCAAUCAAUAAACCAUCGGAAGAGGAGCGAAGAGCCGGAAAGAAUUCGAUAAUCACAAGUCUCAAGAAUUUCGGAAAUGAAUUUGAGCUGAAAGGCGGUGAACAACAAGCGGUAACUCAAGCAGCUGGAGCAUGGAAUAGUGGACCACCAAAAUCAUUAUUGGCUAAAGGAAAUGAGCAAUUGGGAGGAGGAGGAGGAGCAUCGACUAGUGAACAUCAAGAGAAACGAGGUGAUUUUUGGAGCGUUUUAAGCUAAAAAUUAUGAUUUUUGAGCCUAGGAGCAUGUUUUUGGACACUUUUGAGCUUAAUUUCAUAAUUUUCAAGAAAAAGCUGGCUGAAAAUCAUUAAAAAUACGCUCAGGACCAUUAAAAUGAGCCUAAAACCAAGAAUAGCUGAUUUGGAGCAUUUAAAGCUGAAAAUUAUGAUUUUUGAGCCCGGAAAUGUGCUUUUUGGACAAUUUUGAGCCCAGAAACUUGAUUUUCCGACAAAUUUCAUCUAAAAAUCAAUAUUUCCAGAACCAAUUGAGAAUUCGGCAUCGACAAGUGCACCAAUUGAAACCGCCAAUACCAAUAAUUAUAAUAAGAAUAAUAAUACGAAAUUGAAUGAUAGUGCAGAGCAAGGAAGUGAAAAGUGAGUUGUUUUUUGAGGAAAAUGAGCCGAAAUACGUGAUUUUUGAGAAAAUUUGGGUCUUGGAGCGAUUUUUUAAAGGAACAUGGCAGUUUUUGGUCUUGAAGCGAUUUUUGAAGUUUUUUUCACUAGAAAUUAAAAAAUUAUUUGAUGAAAUUGGUCUUGAAGCGAUUUUUAAAGGGACAUUAGCUAGAAAUUGGUCUUGAAGCGACUUUUUAUAGCUAUGCUCCUUUAAAUUCGCUUCUGGACUUUAAAAAUCACUUAAAAGUCAAUGAACCUUUAAAAAUCGGGUUUUUGAAUCGUCUCAGGACACAUUUAAAGGAGCAUGUCCCUUUAAAUUGGUUUUGAAGCGAUUUUUAUAGCUAUGCUCCUUUAAAUUCCUGAAAAUUUGCUUCAAAACGGUUUUUUUUGGUUUUUAAUUUGAAUUUUUAAAGGGACAUUAGCUAGAAAUUAGGAUUUUCUUUGCUGAAAUUGGUUUUGAAGCGAUUUUUAUAGCUAUGCUCCUUUAAAUUCUUGAAAAUUUGCUUCAAAACGGUUUUUUUUGGUUUUUAAUUUGAAUCGUCUCAGGACACAUUUAAAGGAACAUGUCCCUUUAAAUUCUUAUUUAAAAUCCACAAAUGUUUGGGUUUCUGAUCAAUUUUCAACAGAAUGUUCCUUUAAAAUUCCACAUUUGCGAAUUUUUUGAGCCUAAAUUCGAGAUUUUAGGGCUCAAAAUUUGGAUUUUCCUCAAUUUGAUGUUUUAUUCAAAAAAUUGGAGUUUUUUGAGGAAAAAUACAUGAUUUCUCAUGAAAUUGGUCUUGAAGCGAUUUUUUAUAGCUAUGCUCUUUUAAAUUCCUGAAAAUUUGCUUCAAAACGGUUUUUUUGGUUUUUAAUUUGAAAAUCGUCUCAGGACACAUUUAAAGGAACAUGUCCCUUUAAAUUCUUGUUCAAAAUCCACAAAUGUUUGGAUUUCUGAAGCAUGUUCCUUUAAAAACCCCGAAUUUUUUCCAGCGAAUCGAAUACAAUGACACCAUCAACAGCCGAUGUCUCAGAUGCAUCUUCAACCACUGGCGGUGUCUCCAAAUCCACCUCCUCCUUCAAAUUCAAUGUAAACGCCCCUGAAUUUGUGCCAACUGGCGCCGCAAAAUCAACAACUCCCCAACCACCAGGCACACCGACUGGAAGUGUUGGCGGCGGAUACUCGACCACCUCCUACGGCCCACAAUUCGGCGGCCCGCAAGACUAUCCACAAGGUGGGCCACCGAUGAUGCAAGGACAACCGAUGAUGGUUUGGCAGGGUGGAAAUGGGCCGCAACAAGGAGCAGGCCCGCAAGGAGGUCCACAACAAUACGGACCACAAUAUCAAUAUGUGCAAUUGCAGGCGCAACCUGGUGCGCAAAGAGCGCAAGGUCAAGGGCAGAUUUAUGCGCAGCCACCGCAACCAGGGGCACGGAAUCCGCAACAAAACGCGCAACAACGAAUGUAUUGGCCGCAACCGGUCAUCAUGCCGCAACCGAUUGGGUAUUUCAAUCCGCAAGCUGCCGCAGCUACACAAAAUGCACCGCAAGGUUUUACGCAAGGAUAUCCGCAAGGUGGUGGUGGAUAUGCUGGAAAUGGUGCGAGCGGCGGAAGAGGUGGAAAUUAUCAGCAACAAAUGUAUAUGAUGCAGAAUCAAAGAGGAGGUUAUCCACAACAACAACAACAAGAGCAAGGUGGAGCUCCUUAUCAGGUAGGAUUUUUGGAUGAAAUUCGGGAAAUUUUGGAAUUUUUUGAGCCUAAAUUCGAGAUUUUAGGCUGAAAAUUAGGGUUUCUCUUAUUUCUGACGUGAAUUUUAUAUUUUCUGAUGAAAAUUGGAAGUUUUUUGAGCUCAAAUACAGGAUUUUUGAUGAAAUUUGGAGCAUUUUGGGCUGAAAAUUGGAAUUUUUCCUCAUUUUUAUGUUUUCUGAAGAAAAUUAGGGUUUUUUGAACCCAAAAUACAUGAUUUUUAUGAAAUUUCUAGCUUUCAAGUCUCAAAAUUGGGAUUUUCCUCAAUUUUAUGUUUUUUUGAUGAAAAUUGGAGUUUUUUGAACCCAAAAUACAUGCUUUUUAUGAAAUUUCUAGCUUUCAAGGCUCAAAAUUGGGAUUUUCCUCAAUUUUAUGUUUUUUUGAUGAAAAUUGGAGUUUUUUGAACCCAAAAUACAUGCUUUUUAUGAAAUUUCUAGCUUUCAAGGCUCAAAAUUGGGAUUUUCCUCAAUUUUAUAUUUUUUAAUGAAAAUUUGAGUUUUUGAGCUCAAAUACAGGAUUUUUGAUGAAAUUUGGAGCAUUUUGGGCUGAAAAUUGGAUUUUUCCUUAAUUUUAUAUUUUUUAAAUAAAAAUUGGCAGUUUUUGAGCUGAAAUUCGUCAUUUUUAUGAAAUUUCUAGCUUUCAAAGCUCAAAAUUGGAUUUUUCAUCAAUUUUAUGUUUUUUAAAUGAAAAUUGAAGUUUUGAGCCAAAAAAAACAUGAUUUUUAUGAAAUUUCUAGCUUAUAAGGCUCAAAAUUGGGUUUUUUCUCAAUUUUAUGUUUUUUUAAGCCAAAACACAUGAUUUUUGGAGCAUUUUGACCUAAAAAUGCUCAUUUGUCGUGAAUCUUGAUGAGCGUUGCCCAAAUUUCUGAGCGCCCAUUGUAAAGGCCGACAUAUACUAAACAAAAUGUCUGAAAAUCCCUUCUGUAGCUCGAAAAAACACGUUUUUCUUGCUGAAAAUUUCAGAUUUUUCACAUAAAUUUGUUUUGCAGAGCGGACCACAAUCGCAUCCGAAUAGUCAACCGACAACUCCUGGACCACAACAACAACAAGGAAAUAAUAAUAAUGGGCAAGGUGGUGGACAACAAGGAAAUCAACAACAACAACAUCCACAGCCAGUGCCUUCUCCGGGACAGGUAAGAAUUGGAAAUUUUUGGAUUUUUCAUGGGAAAUUGAGCCUGGAAGCUGAAAAUUUGGAUUUUUUUGGUCUAGGGACCUAAAAAUUGCAUUUUUCAUCGAAAAUUGAGCCAGGGAGCUGAAAAUUUGGAUUUUUUUGGUCUAGGGACCGAAAAAUUGCAUUUUAAAUCGAAAAUUUGGUCCUGAAACGAACAUUAAAGGAUCAUACAGUAGUCCCCAAAAUUUGCACGAUUUUUUUAUGUUGUAAUUGUGGAAUAUUCAAAGGAACAUACAGUAUCCAAUUUUUGGGUCUUGAAACGUUUGAAUACCCAAAGUACAGUACUUAUAAUCAAAGGGACAUACAGUAGUCGCACGAUUUCCCUUUAUUUCGUUUUUGUUGUUGUACUGUAGUCGGUGAAUAUUUCAGAGUAUAACUGGUUCAAACUUGCGUCACGGCGGUGCGGAAUCCGGAAGCCAAGGUAGUCUUGCGGGAAGCGGAUCGCAAACCCGAUCCGGCUCUCCACAACCCAACAAUGCUCCGCCAAUUCCGCCACAACAUCAAAUGCCGCCUCCACAAAUUGCACCGCAACAAUUUGCGGCGGCCGCAGCAGCAGCGAUGCACGUUCCGCCGCCACAUCCGGCACAAAUUCAUCCGGGACAUCAUCCGAUGCAACAUCAUCCCGGAGCUCCGCAACCUUAUUAUCAUCAUCAUCCACAACAGGCAUGUUAUUUUGUUGCGUUUUUUGUAGUUUUGUGCUGGUUUUUUGGGUAAAAUGAGCCAAAAAUUGUGAAAUUUGAGCAUUUUUAACAUGAGCAAUGCUUUUUUUGAGUCAAAAUUAGCUAAAAUUCGGAAAUUCUCGAAAUUUUUAGGUUAAAAUGAGCAAUCCUGAAUUUUUCUUUAAAAAAUUCGGAUCUUUGAGCUUAAAAUGAGCAAUCUUCCGCUUGCCUUUCCAGCUGUAGUUUAACAUGAGCAAUGCUAAAAAAUUUGAAAUUGUUGUUCACAAAAUUAAUAAAAGGUUAAUAUGAGCAAUCACUUAUUUUUCCAAAAAUUAAGAUUAACAUGAGAAAUUCUAGAAUUUUAUGAAAAUUCAGAUUUUUUCUUUUCUUCAUUAACAUGAGCAAUGCCUAACUUAUUGAUUUCUUCCAGCCAAUCUAUUAUCAACAAGUUUAUCCACAACAACCACACGGAAUUCCAAUGCAACAAGGACCACAUGGAGGUUAGUUUUUUCUGGAAAUUUUUUCCUCACCCUGUCUGCAUGAUUUUUUUUUCUGGAAAUCCUCGAUUUUUGGCUGAAAAUCUGGAAUUUUUUGGCUUAAAUUGAGGGUUUUUGCAUGAUCUUGAGCCUGAUUGCAUGUUUUUACAAAAUAAUUUUUCAAAUAUGGGCUCCGUAGCUUCUAAUUAACUAAUUGAUGCAAUUUUCCGCUUCUAACCUUUUUCCUGCUUGAAAAUCACGAAUUUUGGCUCGAAAAUGAGAUUUUCCUACAAUUUUUUUUGUUUUUCACCCUUUCCUAACCUUUUCCCAGCUUCUUAACCCCAAAAAUCUCGAAUUCCUGCGUGAAAUUGCAUUCUAACCUGAGCAUUUUCCACCCAAAAGCUUCUACUUAAUUACCCUUGUUAAUUGGUCCCUUCCUAAUUAGUUUUCCAUUAUUUAGUUGGUCCACAUCAUCCAGGACAAAUGAUGGUAGAUCAACAACAUAUGAUGGAACAACAACAUCAACAACAUCAUCACCAAUCAAUGCAACAUCCACAACAACAACAACAACAACCAUUUGUUGUUGAUCAAUAUAAUAUGUAUCAAAAUGGUGAGAAAAUGGGCUGAAAAUGACUGAAAAUUUGGGAAAAUUGAGAAAUUUUGACCUGAAAUUCGUUAUUUUGGGCCUAGAAUUGACCUAGAAUUAAAUUUAGGAUGAAAUUUAAACCUGAAAAGCAUGAUUUUGCACUGAAAUUGUCGGAUUUUUACUGAAAAUUUGAAUUUUGAGCAUGGAAUUUGUAAAAAUUCCAAAUUUCAUGAAAAAUUGAUCUAAAUUUAAAUUUUGACUGAAAAUUUCCAAAUUUCAUGAAAAAUUGAUCUAAAUUUAAAUUUAGGCUGAAAAUUUCCAAAUUUCAUGAAAAAUUGAUCUAAAUUUAAAUUUAGGCUGAAAAUUUCCAAAUUUCAUGAAAAAUUGAUCUAAAUUUAAAUUUAGGCUGAAAAUUUCAAUAUUUCAUGAAAAAUUGAUCUAAAUUUAAAUUUAGGCUGAAAAUUUCCAAAUUUCAUGAAAAAUUGAUCUAAAUUUGAAUUUAGGCUGAAAAUUUCAAAAUUUCAUGAAAAAUUGAUCUAAAUUUAAAUUUAGGCUGAAAAUUUCCAAAUUUCAUGAAAAAUUGAUCUAAAUUUGAAUUUAGGCUGAAAAUUUCAUGAAAAAUUGAUAUAAAUUUAAAUUUAGGCUGAAAAUUUCCAAAUUUCAUGAAAAAUUGAUCUAAAUUUGAAUUUAGGCUGAAAAUUUCCAAAUUUCAUGAAAAAUGGAUCUAAAUUUGAAUUUAGGCUGAAAAUUUCAUGAAAAAUUAAUCUAAAUUUAAAUUUAGGCUGAAAAUUUCAAAAAAAUUUGGCAUGAAAAUUGUAUUUUUCUUUAUGUUUAAUGUUGUCCCUAGCACUAUUUUGUUUGAUUUUUUUGGAAAAAAUCUGGAAUUUUCAAAUUUUUGAAGAAAAUAUUUGAGAAUUACAUCAAAAUCACCAGAAAAAGUUGGAUUUUGGCCCCAAAAUUUGCAACGUGGAUUUUUUUUGUUGGAAAUAUUUGAAUUUGCAAUUUUUUAAUCCACGUGGCAUUUUUUGCCCCAAAAUGAUCUAAAAAUCAUCAAAAACCGAUUAUUUUGCACUAAAAUGCUCCAAAUUUCCUUUUUUUGCAGGUCCAACAUAUUAUCAACCACCACACGGACCAUCAAUGUCGCGCCAAAAUUCAAUGCCCCAUCAACAAUUCGCCGGAAACAACAGAAAUAACGAAGGAGGAAGUGGCGGCUCGCAAGCCGGAUCACAAUCCGGCUCAGCAGGUCCACAAAAUUAG
Caenorhabditis angaria is the source of this 9257-nucleotide messenger RNA. The record is from the annotation of a GenBank genome assembly. Lineage: Eukaryota; Metazoa; Nematoda; Chromadorea; Rhabditida; Rhabditidae.